AUGGUGCAUUCUACAUGGUCUUUGGCUGUAGGCAUCUUGUCCUUACAGAGCGUGUUGGGACAUACGCUAGUAAAGAGACAACAAUCAGAUGCUGUUGCUACUCCUGAUUUGCCUAAUUUGAGUCCUUUGGUUUGGGGUGAUGGUCAUGUAUUAGAAGGUUCCUAUAAUGGCGAUUUAGGCGAUUUGUAUUCCUUUACGUAUCGAAUGAAGCAAAAAGCUAAAAAGAUGAAAAAAGACAUUUUUGUUGUUGAUACUGGAGAUACACACGAUGGUAACGGUCUAAGUGAUGUAACGUCCCCUAAGGGUCUUGUAUCUCAGCCAUUAUUGACUAACAUUCCUUAUGAUCUAUUGACAAUUGGCAACCACGAGCUGUACGUCGAGAACAUCACUGCCGAUACCGUUAAAAACUUUAUCCCUUAUUGGAAAGAUCGUUAUGUUGCUUCAAAUGUUUAUUUCAAGGAUGUCCAUACCAACAAGACCACACCUAUUGGUGAGAAAUAUACUUAUUUUGAAGGCAAAUUUGGUACACGUGUAUUGGCCUAUGGUUUCCUUUACAACUUCAAAGGCAAUGGUGCUAAUUCUGUCGUACAAGACGUGGCAACUGAAAUCCAGCAAAGCUGGUUUGAUGAAUCUCUGCACCAACAUUCUCCCGAUAUUGUCGCUGUGAUCGGUCAUGUCGGUAUUCGCUUUACCGAGAUUUAUACAGUGAUCAAAGCUAUUCGAGCUCAGAUGCCUACCGUUCCUAUUGCUGUCUUGGGUGGUCACACACACAUUCGUGAUGCUGUCAAAUAUGAUGCUUAUGCUGCUGGUAUUGAAUCUGGUAGAUAUCUCGAGACAAUUGGUUUCUUUUCUGUGGAGGGAGUCUCCAAUAAGCACGUAAAGAAGAGUGGCAAUGUCACUUUCCAUAGACGCUACCUUGAUCAAAACAGACCUACUUUUAUCUAUCACUCUGUGGAUGGCAAGACCAAGAAAUUCGAUACAAGCAAAGGCAAAAAGAUGAGUAAGACCAUCAAACAACUCCGUGACCAAUACAAGCUGUCUACUACCUUGGGCUGUGCUUCUCAAGACUAUCUCAUGUACUCUGCUCCUCUGAACAGCAGCGCCAGUAUCUUUCGUUUAGCCACCAAAGAAGUGCUUCCCAAAGUAGUGCUCAACAAGGAAAGAACCAACCCUGCUUAUUACAUUAUCAACAGUGGUAGUAUUCGUUAUGAAAUCUACAAAGGUCCUUUUAGUCUGGACAACAUGUAUCAAAUAUCUCCUUUUGAAGACAAGUUCUAUGCUAUCCAUGAUGUCCCUCUUGAAGCUGCCAAGCAAGUCUUGGGUAAAUUAAAUGGUCAAAGCGAUGUAUUUAAAAAGCGCAGUCUUUAUUAUACCGAGAACCCAAUUACCUUGAAUGAACAGGCUUCCUUUGUUAAGCGAGCUCAAAAUCUAACCAAGGGAUAUGUUACCAAAGACGAUUUCGGAACAGACGGUGAUGAUACUCCUCAUGUCCCUUAUCCCUCUUAUAAUAUCCCUUAUUAUGUUGACUCUGAUUUACCCAGUGGUAAUGGCUCUACUUUAGUGGACAUUGUCUAUUUUGAUUUCUUUGAUUCUGUCUUGAGAAAGUCACUUGCGACCAUUACUGGUAAAGAAUGGACAGCUACCUUAACAUAUGGUGAUCCUAGCAUUACCAGCAGUACCAUUGUUUCUUUCUCUCUUUCACAUAUUAUAAACUUUAUGUCUGCAAAGCGAUCGAAUCCUUCACCUUAUCAGCAGUUUGGAGAAGCUGCUAAAGCACAUGCUAAAAACAGGCGAUCCAAAGAAGCUGUCCAAGUACGUCUGAGUAUGAUGGCACUUGGUAUUUUGGUUGCUAUCAUAGUCUAUUUCUUUCCUUCAUUAUCGAAUACCGACAAUGAAUGUUUACGCUAUGCACUUAUGGUCGAUGCCGGCUCCACAGGAUCCCGUAUUCACGUCUACCGAUUUCGCCAAUGCAGUCAUCAUGAGCCUGUCCAUCUAGAAGAAGAAGAACUGUUUGCACAAACCAUACCCGGCUUAUCCGCCUACCCAGACAAUCCUCAAGCAGCCGCCGAAUCCUUAGACGUUUUGUUAGACCGUGCUGUUGCUAUCGUACCCUCACAUUUACAGAAAAAGACACCUAUGGCUAUCAAGGCUACUGCAGGACUUCGUUUGUUGGGUCAAUUGAAAAGUGAUGCGAUCUUAAAAGCGGUGCGUCAACAUGUAGAGACCCAGUAUCCUUUCCUUAUCAUUGGGCAAGAUGGUGUGGCUAUCAUGGACGGUAGAGAUGAAGGUGUGUAUGCAUGGAUCACAGUUAAUUUCUUGUUGGGUAAUUUGGAUCCUCAGCCUACACGACCCCAUACAGCGGCUGUCUUGGAUCUUGGAGGUGGGUCCACUCAGAUCGUGUUUGAACCUGACCGGUUACCCGACAGUUCUUUACCCGAACUUCCCGACAAUGACUUCAAGUACUUGUUGAAGCAUGAUGGCCAAGACUAUCUUCUCUAUCAGCAUUCUUAUUUGGGUUAUGGCCUGAUGGAAGCCCGUAAACGUAUCCAUCAACACAUUUUGGAUCAACAACAUACGACGCAUGCCUGUCUUCCCAAAGGACUUACAUGGGAAUACAACAAACUCGACAUACCUGUUCAGUUCUUGGGUGCUGGCUCAUACGAUGACUGUUUAGGCGUGGCCGACUUGACGUUCAACAAACACAAGCCAUGCGAGGACGCACCUUGUUCAUUUGACGGUAUCUAUCAGCCCCCGAUUGCCGAUGCAUUUACCAAGGGACCUAUCUAUAUCUUUUCGUAUUUCCAUGACCGCACACAGCCUCUUGGCUUGCCUCCUUCGUUCCGUUUACCUCAAUUGGCGGAUCUCACUGAAGCUGUGUGCUCGGGCGCUUAUCUAGAGAACGUCACUGAUAUUUCACUUCGCGAUGAACUCUUGGAUCGUCCUGAAUGGUGCUUGGAUCUUUCGUUUAUUUACCGCUUGUUGUCUUUUGGUUAUGAAAUUCCUCAUGAUAGAGAACUCACGGUGGCCAAGAAGAUCAAUGGUGUAGAAACAGGAUGGUGUUUAGGUGCUGCUAUUGCCAUCUUGGGCGAUAAUUCCCUUAGAGAUAUUUAAAUAAAACUUUAUUAUUGAUUCAAG
Molecule: messenger RNA, 3135 nt
Organism: Gilbertella persicaria
Lineage: Eukaryota; Fungi; Mucoromycota; Mucoromycetes; Mucorales; Choanephoraceae
Product: nucleoside phosphatase family-domain-containing protein
Exons: 11
Coding region: 1-3111 (1036 amino acids)
Biological process (GO): nucleoside diphosphate catabolic process; protein N-linked glycosylation; nucleotide catabolic process
Cellular component (GO): membrane; Golgi apparatus
Molecular function (GO): UDP phosphatase activity; GDP phosphatase activity
Source: RefSeq, a predicted model, not a curated record